AUGGCUUCUCGCAGUGGGCGCGAUUUCAACUGCUCCUGGGAGAAUUGUGGCAAGUCUUUCAAUCGCAAGUCAGAUCUCUGUCGCCAUUAUCGCAUACACACCAAUGAGCGCCCGUACCACUGUAAUGUGGAGAAUUGCAACAAGAGCUUCAUCCAGCGCAGCGCCUUGACCGUGCAUUCGCGAACCCAUACCGGCGAGAAACCACACGUCUGCGAUCACGAUGGCUGCCAGAAAGCGUUCUCCGACUCUUCCAGUUUGGCUCGUCAUCGUCGAAUCCAUACUGGGAAACGGCCCUAUAUCUGUCAAGAGCCGACGUGCGAACGAAGGUGGGCGCGGUCUCCCCUUCUUCCUCUAAACACACACUUACGUGUCGCGACGAACAGUUUCUGUCGCAAAACCACUCUCACCAAGCACCAACAUCGUUCGCAUCCUCCAGGAUCCUUAACUCGGCCCUCCUCGGAAGAUGCGACCUCCGAACACUCGUACCAGCACCAUACCCCAGUGUCGGUCUCCAUCCCCAACGGCAACGACGGCUAUCUUCUCGCGCAGCAACCGUAUUACCCCAAUUCAGCGACGCCAAAUCAUGAUUUCUACUCGCCGCAGAGUGUCCAGAUGACCACGGUGCCAGUCCACGAAACGGCGCCCCCGAUCGUCACGCAGAAUGUGCCCGUCACCUCCUCCAUGAAUAUGCCGCAUGCUCCACAGCACCCGUCGCAACACCCGCAGGCGCACCCGCAGCAACAGCAGCAACAACAACAGCAACAGCAACAGUACAUGCAUAUGAUGCAGCAGCGCUACGAUCCCAACCCGCCGCGAACGACCUACUUGCCACCCGAGUAUCAUCAGCCGCCGUUCCCAGGCCAUCAGUUACCGGAUGGGCAGCCGAUGAUGGUGGGAUACCAUCCUAAUUUCCAUCAGUACAAAGCCCCUACUCGGAUCUUGAAUCAACCGGAGGGGACUGACUGGGGUUUUCUGGGAGUAGGCUAA
Molecule: messenger RNA, 987 nt
Organism: Penicillium argentinense
Lineage: Eukaryota; Fungi; Ascomycota; Eurotiomycetes; Eurotiales; Aspergillaceae
Product: putative C2H2 finger domain protein
Exons: 3
Coding region: 1-987 (328 amino acids)
Biological process (GO): regulation of transcription by RNA polymerase II
Cellular component (GO): transcription regulator complex; PcG protein complex
Molecular function (GO): RNA polymerase II cis-regulatory region sequence-specific DNA binding; DNA-binding transcription factor activity, RNA polymerase II-specific
Source: RefSeq, a predicted model, not a curated record